UAUAAGAAUGGGCGGGAAAGCGGGACGAACUUCAAAACUCGCAGCGACGGUGCUGCUGGUAGUCAACUUCGUUGUUAUGAUGGCGUGCGGAGCGGUAUUCGCGUUCAGCCUUUGGGUGAUCGUCUCACCUACCACACUCUCGCCGGUCAUCGACAAGAUUGACAGCCCUGUGGUCAAGACCCUGCUGGCGCCUCACACGUUGACCGCAUCCCUGGGCGUGGCUCUAGCUCUGCUGGCGCUGUUCUUCUUCUUCGUGGCCUUCAUGGGGUUCUGCGGGGCGCUUACACAAUCACAGUUCUUGCUGGUCAUGUAUUCAGCACUUAUUCUGCUACUACUUCUACUGGAAUGUGCGCUGUUUUAUUACUUCUCGUCUACGCUACUUGAGAAAGGUCUACUUAGAGAAGAUGGACAGUGGACACACGCGCUUCGCAUCGCGUUUACCUGCUGCGAGAAUGUCAAUGCGAGUACAACCGAACCAGCUAAGCUACCGUGGUCCUGCUGCGGCCGUGCCGGCUACCCUGACAACUGCACUGCCGCCAACAUAUACCAAAAAGACUGUCUACAAACGAUAGCAGGUUGGCUACGCCGCUACCAAACAGCGGCGUACGCGUCGCUUGUAGCCACACAUGUGAUACUGUCCUCGUGUGCGUUGCUGCGGCGACGGAGCUAGCGGCACGCGCGCCGCGGCAGCAGCGGCGGCGCAAGUCCUCAACCCUCCAGGAAGCGGUCCUGGCACGUCUCCCGCGUGUUUCCCGGACCUGGACAAGACGACGUGCUCAUGUUCGUGCUCGGCCGGGGAAAACUCGGCUGGGUGGAGAAGACUUAGCUUCAUGCCA
Messenger RNA from Cydia amplana, 836 nucleotides. RefSeq names its product CD63 antigen-like. Lineage: Eukaryota; Metazoa; Arthropoda; Insecta; Lepidoptera; Tortricidae. The record is from RefSeq and is a predicted model, not a curated record. The transcript has 8 exons. Gene Ontology annotation, cellular component: plasma membrane. The coding region runs from base 8 to 670 and encodes 220 amino acids.